This is a messenger RNA of Ixodes scapularis (black-legged tick), 628 nucleotides long. RefSeq lists its product as uncharacterized. The record is from RefSeq and is a predicted model, not a curated record. Lineage: Eukaryota; Metazoa; Arthropoda; Arachnida; Ixodida; Ixodidae. The transcript is spliced from 3 exons. Bases 64 to 516 code for a protein of 150 amino acids.
CCCUUUUAAAAAACAAGGACAAACCAAAAAAACAAAAACAAACUUAAACGAGACAGUUGCCGGAUGAUGAUAGAACGUGCACGUCGCACCAUCGCAGGAAAAACGCAAAAGUCAAGAUUCCUAACGGUGACGACCUACAGGAGGAGCCAUCCAGCCACGGGAAUUGCGGCCGCCGUCAUCAUAGGAGCCCUGUGCGCCGCCGCGGUCGUCCUGCUCUUUUUAGCGUGCUGCUGCAGGAAGGCGUCUUUGAGUGAACCGGACGCAUCGAGGAUGACGGUGGUGUAUCAUACGUCCGUACCGCCGCAGCCAGCGGGCGUCGCCAUGCAGACCAUGCCUUCCAGCGGGAUCUACAUGUACCCCUCGCCGGUGCACUGGCCACCGCCGGCGUACGAGGACCCCCAGGCCAAAAAGGACGGCCGAGGAACCUUCAACCCCAUGAUGGCGUCGUCUGCACAAUCGGCUCGGCCGACGGCGGCGCCACCUCCAUACACCAUGGACUGGGCACACCCCUACUGAACGCGUUGUGCUAAGAGAAAACUCGGUGAUGGACCUCUCGCCUAUUGUUCGUGGAACGUAGUUUCGUGUGCAGUGCAGCGUUCUAAAUCAACCGGUAUUUACGACUUAAGAG